AUCGACCGAUGAUUAUAAAUGAACAUGUGAAUGAAAACACUCGGUCAGUAGACGGUUGUGCUGUGACUAAUCUGGAUACAACAUGACUGUGUGUUUACGGAUGAUGGGCCUUUUGGCCGCAGUGGUCGGCCCCAUUGCACAAGGUAUGAUCGUGUACAAUCCGACAUCGUACAACUUGGGCCGGUACAACGAUCCGUGUUCACCGAACCCGUGUGGGUCCAACACUCAAUGCCGAGUAGCUGACGGUCGACCUGUGUGCAGUUGUUUACCAGGACACUGGGGAAAUCCACUGACUUACUGUCAACGAGGCGAAUGCGAAGUCAACCAGGAUUGUCCAAGUUCCAAGUCUUGCCGGAACUACAGGUGUGAGGACGUGUGUGCCGGACAAUGUGGAAUCAAUUCGGACUGUACGCCCAGAAAUCACGUGGCCGUUUGCUCUUGUCCGGCGCGUCACACCGGAGACCCGUCAGUGUCCUGUCGUCAAAUGGAUCCACAAGAACAAUGUUACCCAAGUCCCUGCGGCCAGAACACCAAGUGUGAAGUGAUCAACGACGUUCCUGUGUGUUCGUGCUUGCCCGGAUACGUAGGAUCACCGUUUGCCGGUUGUCGUCAUGAAUGUGAAUCCGACUACGAUUGCAGUCCCAGUCAAAUGUGUCAACAGUUUAAGUGCACAACGGCCUGUGCUGUCGGUACUUGUGCGUCCACGGCCAUUUGCGACGUCCACAACCACCGACCCACUUGCUCGUGUCCAAAGGGCUACUUUGGAGACCCCUACGUAUCGUGCCGUGCCGAGUGUCUGACCAACAGUGACUGUCCGUCCGACCGUCCAGCCUGUCUGGGCGAAAAGUGCGUUAACCCAUGCUCGGGCGGUGUGUGCGGCGUCAACGCCAACUGCGAGGCCCGUGGCGCAACUCCCAUAUGCAGUUGUCCCAAGACCAUGACGGGCGAUCCGUUUGUCCGGUGCAGGCCGUUCGAACCGGCCGAUCUUUGCGAACCCAACCCGUGCGGCGAGAACGCCCGGUGCCAACCGGGACACGACAACACCGGCAAAGAGCGGCCGGUGUGCACCUGUCUGCCAGGAUACGUGGGCGACGCUUUGACCCGGUGCCGCCGCGGUGAAUGCCAGGCCGACAUCGAGUGUCGUUUCGAUCAGUCGUGCGUCGACUACCAGUGCAAGAACGUGUGCACCGGACAGUGCGGCGUGGACGCUGAGUGCAAUGCCAGGAACAGGGUGGCCACAUGCACGUGUCCGCCGGGUUACACCGGCGACGCUUUGACCAGGUGUUAUCCCAAGACCGGCGGCAGUGCCAGAAUUGGCCGCGUUUACUACAAUAAGAAAUGAAAUCCUUAUCAAUAAUGAUUGUCAUUGUCCUUAUUUUUCGUUCCGUUUUCGAUUUAACACAAUAUUUUUUUUUACAUAUUAUUAUUAUUAAUUAUUUUUUAAGUCGUAAUUAAGUAAUGUAAACUUGUAAUUAAUACUGUUGUCAUUUUUAUAUAU
Messenger RNA from Adelges cooleyi (spruce gall adelgid), 1498 nucleotides. RefSeq names its product delta-like protein 4 (gene aspr). The record is from RefSeq and is a predicted model, not a curated record. The transcript is spliced from 6 exons. Bases 83 to 1342 code for a protein of 419 amino acids. Lineage: Eukaryota; Metazoa; Arthropoda; Insecta; Hemiptera; Adelgidae.